Molecule: messenger RNA, 1279 nt
Organism: Phycodurus eques (leafy seadragon)
Lineage: Eukaryota; Metazoa; Chordata; Actinopteri; Syngnathiformes; Syngnathidae
Exons: 9
Coding region: 185-844 (219 amino acids)
Source: RefSeq, a predicted model, not a curated record
GCACGUACAAUGACACAUCCUGCUCGCACUGGCAACACAAAGCACGAGCGCUGUUGCAUAUCCAAAGGUCCUUCGCAUGCAUAUGCGUGGCGAGGCAGACUGAACAGAUGACAUGACGCCAACCAGCUGUGCUGUUGACAGCAAAUAAUACAUCAGGAGCAGUACAGACUCAUUUGUUGGAGACAUGAUGAGGCAUCGAGUUGCUCCCUACGCUGCUAUAAUUGUUGUUCUUCUGGUAACGUGGGCCAUCUUGAACGACUCCGUACAGCAGAGAGCAAGAGACCUUUUCAGGAUGAAAAUUGCUGUGCAAUUCAAACCAAAAUUCCAACCAAAGUGCAACCUCUCCAAAAGGUGCCCACCCGAUCACUUUGCAAUCCACGUGCGCAGUGGAGCAGCUAAUGUUGUCGGGCCCAAGAUCUGUUUUGAUGGGAAAAUCAUCAUGAGCCAUGUACUGAACAAUGUGGGACCUGGGCUCAACAUUGUUGUUGUAAACAGUGAGAACGGAGCUGUGGACAGAUGUGGCUAUCUGAAUAUGAACGAUGGAGUCCCAGAGGACAUUUUGGCGUACCUAAAAGAGAUUAAACCUGGAGAGAUUGUCAUUGUGGCCUCCUUCGACGACGUGACAACAAAGAUGACAAACGAAAUGAGGGAGAUUUUUGUCGGGAUGGGCAGCGCUUUGAUCAAGUCCGUAAGUUAUCGCGACAACUGGGUGUUUGCAGGGAGAGGCGGGACAGGAAACAGGAGCUCCUUCGAGAAGCGAGUUGCUAAUGACGACACAAGCAACGUUUAUGAGGGAUGGCCUGUGGCGGUGGAGGUGGGCGGCUGUUUCCCAAGAAGCUCUUAAAGGACAUUUCUCAUAAACAAGAAGAUAGGAAUAAAUAUAUAAAUACAGGAGUUAUGUGUUUUGCACUUCCGACCACUUCCUAUUUACUGUCUUAAAGGAUAUUUGCAUUUUGUUCACAAUUUAAAACCGUUCCCAUGUGUCUUCGGAACAUGUCGGUGUGAAUAUCCCAAUAAAGUGCCUUUGGUCUCCUCAUCAGAAUCACUCAGUCAUCAUGAAAAUGGAGCAAAAUAAUGAAACUCUUGAAGUUUUAUUUUAAGUGGACAAACAUUUGUGCAUAUACCAUUACAAUGAUAAUGUGUUUCCUUUAUUAUUUACCAUUUAUUUAUUGGAUGUACGUAACUUUGGCAUGUCCCACACACUGGUCUGCUAAGUACUGUGUAUUGUGUCUAAUACGUGGUUACAUGUUACUAAAUAAUUUCUUACAUGGUUUAACUG